Procambarus clarkii (red swamp crayfish) is the source of this 1227-nucleotide messenger RNA. RefSeq names its product mucin-2-like. NCBI's taxonomy places the organism in Eukaryota, Metazoa, Arthropoda, Malacostraca, Decapoda, Cambaridae. The record is from RefSeq and is a predicted model, not a curated record.
AUGCCCAGAGCACCCCGGAGGCCACACCGACAAUACCCCGGAGGCCACACCAAGUACCCACAAUACCCCGGAGGCCACACCAAGUACCCACAAUACCCCGGAGGGCACCCCAAGUACCCACAAUACCCCGGAGGCCACACCAAGUACCCACAAUACCCCGGAGGCCACACCAGGUACCCACAAUACCCCGGAGGCCACACCAGGUACCCACAAUACCCCGGAGGCCACACCAAGAACCCACAAUACCCCGGAGGCCACACCAAGUACCCACAAUACCCCGGAGGCCACACCAAGUACCCACAAUACCCCGGAGGCCACACCAGGUACCCACAAUACCCCGGAGGCCACACCAAGUACCCACAAUACCCCGGAGGGCACACCAAGUACCCACAAUACCCUGGAGGCCACACCAAGUACCCACAAUACCCCGGAGGGCACACCAAGUACCCACAAUACCCCGGAGGGCACACCAAGUACCCACAAUACCCCGGAGGCCACACCAGGUACCCACAAUACCCCGGAGGGCACACCAAGUACCCACAAUACCCCGGAGGCCACACAAGUACCCACAAUACCCCGGAGGGCACACCAAGUACCCACAAUACCCCGGAGGGCACACCAAGUACCCACAAUACCCCGGAGGCCACACCAAGUACCCACAAUACCCCGGAGGCCACACCAAGUACCCACAAUACCCCGGAGGGCACACCAAGUACCCACAAUACCCCGGAGGGCACACCAAGUACCCACAAUACCCCGGAGGCCACACCAAGUACCCACAAUACCCCGGAGGCCACACCAGGUACCCACAAUACCCCGGAGGCCACACCAGGUACCCACAAUACCCCGGAGGCCACACCAAGUACCCACAAUACCCCGGAGGCCACACCAGGUACCCACAAUACCCCGGAGGCCACACCAAGUACCCACAAUACCCCGGAGGCCACACCAGGUACCCACAAUACCCUGGAGGCCACACCAGGUACCCACAAUACCCCGGAGGCCACACCAGGUACCCACAAUACCCCGGAGGGCACACCAAGUACCCACAAUACCCCGGAGGCCACACCAAGUACCCACAAUACCCCGGAGGCCACAUCAAGUACCCACAAUACCCCGGAGGGCACCCCAAGUACCCACCAGGGUCUACCAAAUCCCAGCAACUCUCGGACCAAGCCGACGUCGGACACCGCGUCCCAACCUGAAGAUCCAACCGGAACACGUUAA